GCAAACACAAACAAACCGCUGACAUUACCGACGCCUACAUAACCACCUCCUGUGUUUUUUUUUUUAAGAGGAGGGGGGACUUUAUGAGUAGCGGAGGGUGAAUUUGUUUGAGCACACGCUGUCAGGAUGAGCUGAUGUGAGCGCUGCAUCAAGUGCGCGGUGGUGAUGCUCCCGUAUAAAAUGUAUUUUGGCACAGAGGGGGAUGCAUCAGUUUAACCCUCGGCUCUGCCCUCCGGACUCGCCCAUACAGUGUUCAGCCUAGAUAAGUUGAGGGGAUGUGUGAUCCUAUUGUGAGGAAUCCUGCCGCACGAUAUUCCUGAGGAUCUCUCUCUGUUCGCUUUUUUUCCCUUCAACUUCGAUGGCUUGAGUGGCCCAUUUGCACUCAUGCUUGCAGCCGAGGAGGGAUGUAAGGUACGGGCCAUCUACCGCCCUCACAUUGCACGGAGUAGCGGCGUGAUUCAGGUCGCUAUCUGAGUGCCAAUAAGAAAAAAACUACUUUCGAGAUGUGAAUUAUCGAGAUUGCUACUCAUUCCACCGGCUCGCCUGUCCUAUGCUAUCAACAACGGGAUUUCAAGAGGAAAAUGAUUGUGGCAUAAACUAUUUCUGGAGACGCUUGUCACAGAUAUCGCCGCUGAACUGGACAGGGUGGAUGGUUAUUUCCCAAACAGUUCAAGCCUAUGUAUACUGCAUUUAUUUGUUGGAACCCCUGCCUAGUAUCUUCGAGAACAGCGCAAGAGGAAUGCUGGUCCAAGAUCUAAUGCCAUUUACUUUAAGUUUUUGGCCUUUUUUCUUCGGUCAUUGCCUUCUCUCACUGUUUUUACUCUCAUGCCAGGGAGAACUCCAGAGGUCAUGCUCACAGACUGUGGCGGAGAAAGUUAGCGAACAGUGCCAGCUGGCAUGCCACUGUAGAAGAUACCCCCCCCUUCCUCCUCCGCCACCUCCUCCGCCUCCUCCACGGCUACUGGGCACCACAGUGCCAGAGCCCGUGGAGCCCUCGUUGAGGCCCUGGUGGAUGGAGAUGGACAUCGUAGUGCUCGGAACGGUGGGCUGUGCCUCAGUGGUCUUCCUCCUCUCAGCCAUCAUCAUCUGCUACAAGGCCAUCAAGAGGAAACCACUACGAAAGGAGGAGAACGGGACAAGUCGCGGGGAAUAUGCCAUGAGCAUCCGUAACAAGAAGGCCAUUGGCACGAACAACACUGUGGUAUAGACUGUCUCCAGAUAGACACAGGAAGUGACAUCACAAUUACAGUCUCUCACCUAAACCCCCCCUGAAUACAACAAUCCCCUCUCACCCAGAAUGCAACAGGGUUUGACCCGAGGUUUUCCAAUAGGUUAACCGUCCCCUCUUUGCUUGACAUGUUGCCCGGACUGAAGACACCAUUCAGCUCAAGAGGAGCUGCAAAAGAUGGAAGGAAAAAAAAUCAAGGCAGAAAGGACGGAGUGAAAAAUCCACAAACCCCCAUGGUGUCGAAAGUGGCACAGCAGGCUGAACAUUAUGCUCUUAGUAACAGCAAGUGUUGCUGACAGGCUGGUUGGCUGCUGGCUGGAGAGGGACUGUCUGCCAGUCGGCCGCAGAUCCAGACCUCACACACUGUUGACAUCUGCAAAGGAACAACAGACAAUACAGCACCCAGGACAGGAGAGGCCCAUCAUACACAAUAAAUAACGUGCAUGCAGUUUUUACAUAGAAUGCAACAUUUUUUUAUAUUCCAGUCCCAACACUGUCCAUCUUUUGUUCUGCAUUUUUUGAGACAGAUGCUUUGUGAGAGGCAUGUUGUUCUUGUCGGUCCUGGCUCUCAGAUGUGGAUUCAUAUGACUAUGCAAUUUAAAGAAAUCCAUAUUGAAAAAAAAAAGAAGAGCAACGACAUCAACAAAGGACGGUUAUUUUACCAUUCCAAAAAUGCUCAAUGUAAUAUACUUCAGUCAUUCAUCCAUUUAUUUGUUCAAUUUAAUUACUUAUCUACCUUUUGAAUUUAUUUUUCUACUUAAAGGAAAAAAAAACCUGUCUUGAAAGUUACUCAUAUCUUUACAAAACUCAAACAUCUUGAUGAAUUAUUUUUAUUUCUUGAUAGCUCUGUUUUUUAAGUGAAUAAUUUAUAAACCGUAUAAUUCAUUUGUGAUGCUCCGAUGCUUUAAGCCUGCUGUCAGUUUGUUGAGACACUGAUGCAGAAAACGCGCUUGCUCUGCAAAGAGUUUUUGUACCAGUUGUUUUGUCUCUGGGUGUUUGAUAUGCUUGUCUCUGUUUCAUUGAGACUUCAGAAGUCAGUGGUUUCUUUGUGUCUCUAUAUGUGAAUGUGUGUUUUCUGAACAUUAUUUCUGUGCCGCAUCAUAAUGGCAGCUUCCAUUGUUGAUUAGUUCUCUCAAAGCAAGCUCCCCACUACAAGUUAAACCUGCUCACACAAGUCGUUCGGUUGUUUCAGAGUCUUGGGGUCAGCGAGAUGCCCACAGCCGUGCUUUGUUUGAAUCUUUAUUUUUCCAUCUGUCAAGUAGGGCUUAGCUCAUCGCUAUAGAAACAGGGGACAUGAGCCCAGGGCUGACCUUGUGACUGGCGAGAGACAGGAGACUUAGCCAAUAGCCAGAGAUCAGGUUGCACAGAGGAUGGCCUCAGCAGGGAUGUGUGUGUGACUCAGUGCUGUCACCGGCAUCCUCCACAUCCCCGCUGGAAAAACACAACUGAGCUGAACUGGAGCAUCACUCUGCUUUUAUAAAUUAAAUCUGCGUGUGUAUGUGCGUGCAUGCGUGUACGUGUGUGAGGGCGUGUUUGUGUGUGUGUCUAUCUGUCUGUGAGUGUGCAUGCGGAUGAGUGUACUCAGUGAGAGUGGGCUGUGCUCUGUGGCUGUCAGUUAAGUAUAGAUAUUGGCUAAACUGUGGACAUUUGGUAAAACACAUGCUUGCAUCUAAAACAUGAACAUAUAUUAGCUACCAGUAUACCCCACCAUGUACCUAUAUGAGAGAAAUGAUGGAUGCAUGAAUGUAAAUAUCCAUAAUUAAAUAUCUGCCUUCUGGACUGUUAAUUAAUGUACAGUGUGACAGAACAUAUGUUUAUACAUAGUAAAACUUAAACAAUGUGCUACCAUUUAGAAUAAUGUCAAUGUUGUCAUGUUGAUGGAGCAAGCCAUUCAUGUAUAUAUGGCAAUCAAUAGUACAUACACAAUUUAUGCAUUAUACCAAGCAGAUAGAAAGAUGUGCAUAAGUUGAUUUCAUUGCUGAGUUUUUCAGUUGUAAAUAAAACUGUACAUAACAACAGACCCACAGUCUAUUGUUUUUAAAGAGGUAUAUGUACACAUUGAGAUCUGUUAUUAUGUUAUGGCAGACAAACUGGCCGUCUGUG
Messenger RNA from Notothenia coriiceps (black rockcod), 3331 nucleotides. It is a transcript of the gene prima1, whose product is annotated as proline rich membrane anchor 1. The record is from RefSeq and is a predicted model, not a curated record. NCBI's taxonomy places the organism in Eukaryota, Metazoa, Chordata, Actinopteri, Perciformes, Nototheniidae. The transcript has 4 exons. The coding region runs from base 551 to 1207 and encodes 218 amino acids.